AGCCUACAUUGCCUUGACACGAAAAUUGACAAGUUUUCUCCAUUCUCCUCCCCCCUCCUCUGCAAAAGUUGUCUUCCUCCUAUCAUAUCGCGGACCCCAUAUUUUUUAUUCUUACACCAUUAAACUAUUCUCCUCUUCCUCCAUCAUUACCCCCUGCUCGCUUACUUCUCACCUCUUUUUCCCCUUUCCUUUCCCUUCGCAGGAGUCAUCAUCAACCAGAAACUUCCCGCAGUCCACCGAAGCGUCGGCAUCCCGCUGAUCGGACCAUGCCUUCUUGUUGAUUUGCACAACGACUUCCUCUCCCUCUCCAUGAAACCUAGCGUUCCGCCGGCGCCGCCCCCGGCCACUCGCCCUCGCCGCCGUCCCGACCUCACCCUCCCCAUGCCCCAACGCGACCCUUCUCUCGCCGUUCCCCUCCCCCUUCCCCCUCCUUCCUCCACCUCCAUGCCGACUCCUCCUUCCACCAUCGGUCAAUCCCUUCCCACCCCCACCCCCUCCCACCCCACCCGCGGCAUCGGCAGCGAGAGCGGCGGCACCGUCUAUAUGGUCCGCCACCGAACCACUGGCCGAACCUUCGCCCUCAAAGUCAUCUACGGAAACCACGAAGACGCCGUCCGCCGCCAGAUCUGCCGCGAGAUCGAGAUCCUUCGGACGGCUGAUAACCCCUUCGUGGUCCGGUGCCACGGCAUGUACGAUCACGCCGGCGAGAUCCAGAUCCUUCUCGAGUUCAUGGAUGGCGGAUCGCUCGAAGGCAAAAAGAUCUCAUCCGAACGCUUUCUAGCCGAGUUCGCCCGCCAGAUCCUGACCGGCCUCGCUUACCUCCAUCGCCAAAAGAUCGUCCACCGCGACAUCAAACCCUCGAAUCUACUAAUCAACGCCGCGCGCCAGGUCAAGAUUGCUGACUUUGGGGUGAGCCGGAUCCUCGCGCAGACCAUGGAUCCCUGUAAUUCUUCUGUGGGGACGAUCGCGUACAUGAGUCCCGAGAGGAUCAACACCGAUCUGAAUCAUGGGAUUUAUGAUGGUUAUGCCGGAGAUAUAUGGAGUUUUGGAUUAAGCAUAUUGGAGUUCUAUUUAGGGAGGUUUCCUUUCGGGGAGAAUUUAGGGCGGCAGGGCGAUUGGGCAAGUCUUAUGUGUGCUAUCUGCUACUCAAAUCCACCGGAGGCUCCACCGACGGCCUCGAAGGAGUUCAGGAGCUUCAUAUCUUGCUGCCUGCAGAAAGAGCCGGCACGUCGCCUUACAGCUCCCCAACUUCUGCAGCAUCCCUUCAUCACCCAACUUCAGCCCCCGCCAUUACAGUCUUCUUCUUUAUGUACUUCCAACUCGUCUCAUCCAUGAGCACGAGCUUCCCAGUGAAUUGAAUUGAUUGAAAGGAUGCUGGGCGUCGAUUCAAAGGUGUGUUGACACUCUUCUUUGGCAUUUGGUUUUUGCUCUUUGCCACUUUUAUCAUCAUAUAAUCUGUGGAAUUCUACUUCCCAGCUCAGCUCCUAUCAAAAAAGGGAUUUUUCUAUCCCCUCAUUCUUAAUUUUUUCAAUCUAGAUCUUGAUCUCUCGAAUAUGGCGAUGAGGAGCCGUGUGGUGGUUAUAAAUGUUAUUAAACUUUGGGAUGGAAAUGGAUUAAUUGAACUAUUGUAAGGAGGAACAGCAAAUUCCAAGUUGGGCAAUCACUCCCUUUUUCUUUUC
Phalaenopsis equestris is the source of this 1679-nucleotide messenger RNA. Its product is annotated as mitogen-activated protein kinase kinase 5-like. Gene Ontology annotation, biological process: protein phosphorylation. The coding region runs from base 310 to 1335 and encodes 341 amino acids. Gene Ontology annotation, molecular function: ATP binding; protein serine/threonine kinase activity. The record is from RefSeq and is a predicted model, not a curated record. NCBI's taxonomy places the organism in Eukaryota, Viridiplantae, Streptophyta, Magnoliopsida, Asparagales, Orchidaceae. The transcript has a single exon. Gene Ontology annotation, cellular component: cytoplasm.